Messenger RNA from Penicillium subrubescens, 378 nucleotides. Its product is annotated as SEC61-beta family protein. Gene Ontology annotation, cellular component: Sec61 translocon complex. The transcript is spliced from 3 exons. The record is from RefSeq and is a predicted model, not a curated record. NCBI's taxonomy places the organism in Eukaryota, Fungi, Ascomycota, Eurotiomycetes, Eurotiales, Aspergillaceae. Gene Ontology annotation, biological process: intracellular protein transport. Bases 1 to 378 code for a protein of 125 amino acids.
AUGGCCUCUCCCCGUCCUGCCUCUCCUCUCACCUCAGGUGCCGAGUCUGGCCCUGACUCCAAGUCCGCCGGCGCUGUCGCCGCCUCCGGCUCGUCCAUCAGCCGUCCCUCCUCUCCCACUCCCCCCGGCGGCCCUCGUGCUGCUAUGCGCCGCCGCGCCGCCGCCGACCACAAGGAAUCUCUCCGCAAUGCUCGCCCGGCUUCUACCCGCUCCGCUGGCGCUGGUGGCUCCUCUGGCACCAUGCUGAAGCUCUACACCGAUGAGAGCCCCGGUCUGCGCGUUGACCCCGUCGUCGUGCUCGUCCUGAGUCUGGGCUUCAUCUUCUCCGUUGUCGGUCUCCACGUCAUCGCCAAGAUCACCCGCAAGUUCUCCGCAUAA